Candida albicans SC5314 is the source of this 2640-nucleotide messenger RNA. RefSeq lists its product as uncharacterized. The record is from RefSeq and is a predicted model, not a curated record. Lineage: Eukaryota; Fungi; Ascomycota; Pichiomycetes; Serinales; Debaryomycetaceae. Gene Ontology annotation, molecular function: GTPase activator activity. The transcript has a single exon. Gene Ontology annotation, biological process: cytoskeleton organization; small GTPase-mediated signal transduction. Gene Ontology annotation, cellular component: plasma membrane; cytoplasm; cell division site. Bases 1 to 2640 code for a protein of 879 amino acids.
AUGUCCUUUGCUGAAAGUUUUUGGACACCAGACUAUGAGCUGGGAUUUCAGCAACUAUUUCUCCAAUUGAAUCAAGGGAUCUUGGAGAACAAUGACUUUGUUCGUUUGAUCGAAAGACGAAUGGAACUGGAAGUGGUCUAUGGGAACUCGUUGGAGACAAUCACCACAGACUGUAAGCCACUCAAUAAGAGACAAUUGAACGAAGACUUUGUGUCCACCAUCAAAAACGCAUACACCAAGAUGAAUGAGACUUUUUACAAACAAGGGGAAUACCAUUUGAACAUUGCCGACAACAUUGAAACCAUUGUUCUCCAACCAUUUAGCAAAUGGUGUACCGAGCACGAGCAAAGAGUCAAGUUUUCUGAAUUCACUUUGCAAGACAAAUUAAAGGCAUUGAAAAAUGCUCAGUAUCUGGUGGAAAAGUUGCAAAAGAAAUAUUUCAACAAAUGUCGAAUGUUGGAGGAGUUCAAGUCCCACUAUACUGAAGAAGAAUUGCAAGAGGAGUUAAACGAUUUGUCAUUUCAAAAAGAUCGAGCUGCCAAAACCAAUACUGAUGGGAGCAAAGAGGAAGACGACAAUGAUACUGCAGACGAAGAAAUCUAUGAGUUCACACAUGCUAAAUACGACACCAAACAGAUGAAGGCGUUGCUCAAGGCAAUGCUUACAGAAGUCCCCAUGGGUCCACACAAGGUGGCAAUUUUAGGUACCUAUCAAAAUGUUUCUACUGGGAGCAACAUCACCAAAUGGUUGCUAGAGAACAUGCCGGAGUUCAACAAGAAUUUGGACAAGGCUGAAGUUUUUGGGCAAGAUUUAGUUCGAAAUGACUUUAUUAGAAUUGUUGGUUCAAUGGGAAAGUCUUUCAUUAAUUCUUCUCAGUUUUAUUACCAGUGGAAACCCAUUGCAUUUACCAUUUCUGGUGUCGAAAAUGAAUAUGUCAUCACGGACACAUCGUUGGCAAAGUCAUUUACAUUCAAGUUUGAUGAUGUCAAGGAGGCUAUAGGGGUGAACACUGUUGACUUCAACGACAAGUCACAACUAUCAAAGUUAAUUAACGAAGUCAACCAGUUGGAUACCCAGUACUAUGCACAAGUUGUUGAGUUGGAUAAAUUGAGGUGUGAGUACGAGGAGUUGGCAAUGGACCAUUUGACAUUCAUGCAGAAAUGCGAGUUGGAUAGAUUGAAGGCCAUCAAGAAAGUGACAUUUGAUUUUCUUUCCAGUUUUGCCAAUAAGAUAAGCAGUUUAAAGACAAUAAGUGACGACUUGGUGUUGUUGGAAGAGACAAUCAAUCCUGUGAACGACUUGAAGUUCUUGAUUGAAAACUACGGGACAGGGAGAUUUAAGCCUAAGGUGGUCUUAUAUGACAACUACUACGAUUCAAAUAUCAAUCAGACAUUUGGUGUUGACUUGAGUGUCAAAUCCAGAUUGGAUAAAAAAGUUGUUCCGUACAUUAUUCAGUGCAUCUUGAGUCAAUUGGACAGUGUGUAUCCCGAUUUGAAAAACGAUGAGGAGAGAAUCAACCUUUGGACUCAGCCGGUGCAUCUUUCGAAUGUGCAUAAAUUGAGGUCGCAGUUGAACGGAGUGCAAGACCCUAAUGAGAUCAUGUCCAUCUUGAAAGAGUCGCAUCCGUUGCUUAUAACCAAUAUCUUAAAGUUAUACUUUAUGGAGUUGCCAGACUCGAUCAUUCCAUACAACAACUACGAUGUGAUCAAAUUACUCUAUACAAACUACCAUGACGAAUCCCAAACAAAAUCGAGAGUCAAUGGAUUACAAAAUGUUUUGUCAGAGUUGCCAAAAUGCAAUUUAGCAACGUUGGAUGCCAUAUUGACGCACUUGAGCAGAUUAGUGAGUAUUGUUGGUACUCAAGACAAAGAUUUGGCAGGUGGAUUUCAACGCAAAUUGAGCAAGGAGUUUGGAUCUUUGGUUUUGAGACCAAAAACUGAUGGUUUGAACAGUUCCGAAAGCAGUUACUUGAACGAUAGAUUCCAGGUCACGUUAAUGGAUGACUUAUUCGAGAACAAGCAAAGUAUAUUUAAUGAGUUGAGAAGACAAAGUUCCACCAGGUCAGCCGUGGCCAGUGUAUCGCCAAGUGUUUCUCGAAACAGCAGUUUGACACGCAGUGAAUCGAUCAAGUCAAACAAGGGACACAAUGCAGCAGCGAUUGCAAAGUCGAAAUCGAGGUUGGAAUCCAGGUUACAAAGUGCGGUGAAGAAUCAAACUAAAACACUGGAGCCACAACAGAAAACAGAUGCUGAUGAAUUUUAUGAUGCUGAAGCGUCGCCAACCCCUUCAAGACUGGGCACUCAGUCGUCAUCACUGGGAUUGAAAAGAUCAAACUCUCCCAAGAAAAAGAAAUGGACCGUUGUAUCCAAGGAAGAGAGCAAAGAAGGGAACGAAAAAUCAAAGAAAAUUACAUCCACGCCAGUUACUUACCGUCCCUCUAAUGACAUUAUUUACGAUAAAUCACCCAGCAACCAGUCAUUAAAUGAUCUUUCAUCAACCCCACCACCUAAAUUUGCACCUAGUUUGGGCAGAAAAUCGUCAGUUAAAGACUUGGCCAAGAGUUUUGAAAAUGGGUCAACUGAAGAUUUGCAAGAACCAUCAUCUCGUUCAAGAUCAUCAUCCCCAACAAAGGCAAAGUGA